Molecule: messenger RNA, 742 nt
Organism: Funneliformis caledonium
Lineage: Eukaryota; Fungi; Glomeromycota; Glomeromycetes; Glomerales; Glomeraceae
Source: the annotation of a GenBank genome assembly
UAUUACCCUUCAUAAAGAGUUGUCAGAAUUUAUUAUACCAAGGAACUUUUAUAAUGAACUUGAAAAAACUUUACAAAAAAAUAUAAAUGUUGGUUAUAUGCAUUUGCAAACCAAUACUCUUGACGAAAGUUCGUGGGUUCCAUUAUUGCCAGGAUUUAAUGAACCUACUAUUAUAGCAAUUUUACAAAACACAGUUCGUAAUGUUUACAAAAAAGAUUCAGUUGUUAGUGGAAUCAAAUUGGAAGAAAAUGGAAAAUGUCUCUCUCCAAAAUCUACACAAGCUCUUAUACAACUCCAAGAUGAAAGUUCCAAUUUGAAUAAUAAUAUUGAUCAAAACGAAAAUUUUGAAAGAAUAAGAAAGGAAGUAGAUAAUAUCUUGGAUGAAAAGAAAUUGGGGUCAACAAUGUUAAUUAGUUUUAAUGUUACAAUUGACGUGAAUUGUCAAUUAUGUGAUACAAUGGAUUCAUAUUCUAAUCAAUCCAAAGGCGUCAAUUUUUCACAUCUAGUUGCAGCAGUGAUUUUGGCGGGUGGUAUUAAUCAUUAUGCUAUGCAAAUUGUAUUAGUGGUUAUAGGUAUUACUACCCAAAGUUGCAAGCGAUCAUAUCAUCAAUAUCAAUCUCAAAUGUUUUCUGAAAUUAUAUUAAGUGCUAAAGAAUCUGCUAGACAAGCGUUUAAUGCUGCUAUAGCUUAUGCUAAUACAAAAGAAAAAAAAGUUUUGACUAUUGGAAUUGACUAUUCUUGA